AUGCCAUUCCAACCAUCCGAAACAUCCCCUUCCGUAAAAUCUCUCAUAGCAUUAUCUUCCGUCAACUCAGCCUCCUCUGAUCCUGUCAAACCAAAACUUCAUUUAUACACUCAAGCCACACCAAACGGAUAUAAAGUUUCUAUCCUCUUAGAAGAACUUUUACUAGCUUAUCCCGGUAAAUCGGAAUUGGCAUACGAUUAUACUUCAAUAAGAUUCGAUACGAACGAACAGAAAUCUGAAGAUUUUUUAAAGAUAAACCCUAAUGGUAGAAUCCCUGCUUUGGUAGAUGAUUCCGUCAAAGUGAACGGUGUCGGUCAUAGAGUUUUCGAAAGUGCUAGUAUCAUGUUAUGGUUGGUUGAAAGAUAUGAUAAGGAUAAUAUAUUUUGGUUUACUGAUCCGGUGGAGAAAAGUGAAGCUUUAAGUUGGAUAUUUUUUAUUCAUGGUGGUGUCGGUCCGAUGCAAGGUCAAGCCAAUCAUUUCUACCGAUACGCACCUGAAAAAUCCCAUACGACUAAUCGUUUAUAUUCAGUCAUGGAAGAUGGUUUAAGAGCUGGUGGAGGUGAAUGGUUGGUUGGGAAUAAAUUUAGUAUAGUCGAUAUGAAUGGUCAAUUCCGAGAUUUGAAAGUUCACUUACCAUCAGCAUACGGUUGGGUAUCGAGAUACUGGUGGGCCGGCGCGACUAUCGAACAUACCCCAUUGUUAGCAGCGUGGAUCGACCGUAUCACCGCUCGUGAAGGUGUAGAUAGAGGAGUCAGUAUUCCCAGAAGAGGGAAAACAAGGGAAGAAAUGGAAGGUGAUGCUGCUGAAGCUGAAGCGAGGAAGAAUGCCGCUUGGAUCUUGAAGAAGACACCGGGUGAUUUGAGGGAACAAAAGGUGUGA
Messenger RNA from Tremella mesenterica DSM 1558, 879 nucleotides. RefSeq lists its product as uncharacterized. Bases 1 to 879 code for a protein of 292 amino acids. NCBI's taxonomy places the organism in Eukaryota, Fungi, Basidiomycota, Tremellomycetes, Tremellales, Tremellaceae. The transcript is spliced from 5 exons. The record is from RefSeq and is a predicted model, not a curated record.